Messenger RNA from Equus caballus (horse), 1296 nucleotides. The record is from RefSeq and is a predicted model, not a curated record. Lineage: Eukaryota; Metazoa; Chordata; Mammalia; Perissodactyla; Equidae.
UAAGGCUGGCCUAGAGCUUUCUAGGAGAAGCAAUUAUGAGGGCUGGAGAACAGAACAGCUCCUAGCAGAGGCAGAAGCAGUGCUCGUUUUAGCAAGAAAUAGCUUAAAAUUUGCUUCUCACUUAUGUGCAGAAAGUCGUAGAAGUUAAAACAACAACAAUAACCUGCAUCUCUGUUAGAGAUCCUUUUUCUUAAUGAGGGCUUGCCUAUUAUUCUAAACCGAGUACCAAUUAAAGAGGGCAAUGCAUUGGGUAAAGUUGUAAUGUCCUCAGUAGUAUGGCCCUAAACUUAAACCUCCUGUUUCCAGACCCCAACUCUGCCUCUGGCGCAUCCCUCUGCAGGAUCAAUGGUCUGGGUGGGAAACCAGACUCUCAUCUCCCACUUCAUUUUCCUGGGCCUCUUCACCCACUCGCCACUCCACAUCUUCCUCUUUUCCAUCACCAUGAUCAUGUUUUUGAUGGCUCUCUCUGGCAACGGGCUCAUGAUCCUCCUCAUCAAUGUCAGCCCCCACCUGCACACCCCCAUGUACUUCUUCCUCAGCUGGCUGUCACUCAUGGACCUCAUGCUCAUCUCCACCAUUGUGCCACGGAUGGCCGUUGACUUCCUCAUGGGCCAUGGCUCCAUCUCCUUCACAGGCUGUGGGCUCCAGAUCCUCUUCUUCCUUACCCUCACAGGGGGUGAGUGCUUCCUGCUGGCUUUCAUGGCCUAUGACCGCUAUGUGGCCAUCAGCAAUCCCCUGAGAUACUCAGUGGUCAUGAGCCGCCGUGUAUGCUGGCUCAUGGUAUCAGGCUCCUGGCUCUUUGGCCUGGUAGAUGGGCUGAUUCAGGCUGUCUUCACUCUAAGCUUUCCCUACUGUGGCUCCCAGGAGAUUGACCACUUCUUCUGUGAUGUCCCUGCUGUGCUCAAGCUGGCCUGUGCUGACACCUCUCUCUACGAGACCAUGAUCUAUGUCUGCUGUAUCCUCAUGCUGCUCCUGCCCUUCUCUGUCAUCUCUGCCUCCUACCUGAAGAUCCUAGUGGCUGUGCUCUGUAUGCGUUCUGCUGAAGGUCGUCAGAAGGCCUUUGCUACCUGCUCAUCCCACAUGGCAGUGGUCUCCCUCUUCUACGGGGCCGCCAUGAUCACCUACAUGAGGCCCCAGACCUACCACUCCUCCAAACAGGACAAGGUGGUCUCUGUCUUCUAUACCAUGAUCACCCCUAUGCUCAACCCGCUCAUCUACAGCUUGAGGAACAAGGAAGUGGCCAGGGCUCUCAAACAACUCCUGCGGAGGUGUCUUUGUAGUAGGGGGCAGGGUUAG